This is a messenger RNA of Phlebotomus argentipes, 790 nucleotides long. RefSeq lists its product as uncharacterized. The record is from RefSeq and is a predicted model, not a curated record. The coding region runs from base 44 to 772 and encodes 242 amino acids. Gene Ontology annotation, molecular function: N-acetyltransferase activity. Lineage: Eukaryota; Metazoa; Arthropoda; Insecta; Diptera; Psychodidae. The transcript is spliced from 3 exons.
GUGUGAGAUUCAUCGUUGUGUGGAGAAGCCAGAACCCGCCAAAAUGUCUAACGACUGGACGCGUCCUUCUAAUAUUGAUUUCCCCACUGUUUGGGGAACAUUUGAGGCUAAACAUCCUGCUUCUGGUGAAAUUUGGAAGUUCCAAGUGCAGGAUUUGCCCGAGGAGCGCUUCGACGAGGCCGAAAACAUCAUGAUAGAGCAUUUUCUCAGUGAAGAAAGCAUGUGUAAAUCCAAAGAAAUCUCCAAAGAUCCCAGUUCUUUGGCUCUUGCACGACUUUACUAUAGGAAAAUGCUUGAGAAGAAGAUAUCCUUGAUCUGUGUUCGGGAAGGAUCUGACGAAAUUGCUGGCAUCAACUGCUUAGAGCCAGCGCAAAAAGGCGACGAGAAGAUCAAUCUUCCUGAAGAUACAGAUGCUGCUGUGCUCGAACUGCAAGUGGCAACAGAUUUCCUGAUGAAUAGUGCUGCGGUGUACGAUAAGUAUUCAGUUGAUAAAUAUCUGUACGCCUGGGGACUCUAUGUGUUUCCUAAGUAUCGCGGAAUGGGAAUUGGCGGGCAGAUUCUCAAAGCUCGCAUACCUUUGGGUAAAGCACUUGGCUUCCGCCUCACCACUACCCUCUUCACCAGUUCAACAUCUCAAGCAAUCGCCAAGAAAGUCGGGUUUGUAGACGAUGUUGUGAUCCCUUAUGAAGACUUAGGGAAGAAGGAGCCUUUUAUCCAAUUCCCCAACAUUUCGUCACCUCUCAUCAAAGUCAUGAGCCUUCGCAUCGACUGACAGAGUGUAUCAUAAUUA